This is a messenger RNA of Scheffersomyces coipomensis, 888 nucleotides long. RefSeq names its product putative ATP-dependent kinase. The record is from RefSeq and is a predicted model, not a curated record. The transcript has a single exon. Gene Ontology annotation, cellular component: cytoplasm. Bases 1 to 888 code for a protein of 295 amino acids. Lineage: Eukaryota; Fungi; Ascomycota; Pichiomycetes; Serinales; Debaryomycetaceae.
AUGACUUCAUUGUCGAUAUCAAUUGACUUUUUGAAAAGUACGAUAGAUGAUUAUGACUUUAAAGAAAGGCCCUUGAUUGUUGGUUUAAGUGGUCCUCAAGGUUCGGGAAAGUCGUAUUUGGCCGAACAUUUACUUUCAAACUUAAAGACAUUAUAUCCUCAUUUAAACAUAGUUCAAUUCCUGAUGGAUGAUUUGUAUCUUACUCAUGAAGAGCAAUCCCAAUUGAAUGAAGUGGCUAAGACUAAAUUGUUAAAUAAUGGCUUGCUUCAAGGUAGAGGUUUACCAGGAACUCAUGAUAUUGCAUUAGGACUUCAAAUUUUCCAACAAUUAAUAGAAUCAAAGAGUAACGGUUCAAGACAUUUACCAGUCAAGAUACCCUUGUAUGAUAAAUCUGCAUUUCAUGGCGAAGGUGAUCGAUACGAUAUAUCCAAAUGGCAAGUGAUUGAAAAGCCAAUAGACAUUAUAUUAUUUGAAGGUUGGUUUAACGGGUUUGAACCUCUUGAUUCUGAUCAAUUGAAACUUUCAUACUUCACUUCUGACCCCAGUGAAAUACUCCAACGUCAUAAACUAUUCCAUUUAGAAGAAAUUAAUCAAACUUUAAAAGAUUAUAGUAAAGUUUGGCGAUUAUUUGAUAAAUUUAUAUUCAUUAAUACUUCAAAUAUUGAUAAUGUCUACACAUGGAGAAUCCAACAAGAACAUGCAUUAAUCAAAGCUACAGGUAAGGGUAUGAGUGAUGAUAAAGUGGUUAAAUUCGUUGAUAGAUAUAUGCCAAUGUAUAAGCUUUAUUAUGAUAGAAUGUGUGAUGCUGGUGCUGUAAAAGCACCAAAUUCAAAUUUAAAACUUAGCAUUGACAUUUCACGAAACGUCCUUUCUCAUCAACUCCUAUGA